Molecule: messenger RNA, 738 nt
Organism: Diversispora eburnea
Lineage: Eukaryota; Fungi; Glomeromycota; Glomeromycetes; Diversisporales; Diversisporaceae
Source: the annotation of a GenBank genome assembly
AUGUCUUUCGAUAUAUUUUGGGAAAAAUUAGAUAAUGAAAUGGCAAAAAAAGUACAAGAUAUAUUAACCAAUCAUUUCCGUAAUUCGGCGAAUAAACCUUCUUUUAUUGGAGACAUAGUAAUAUCUGAUUUUCAUUUUGGUACUUUACCACCUUCAAUUGAAAUUAAUAAUAUUACAGAUCCUCGAAUGAAUUCAGCAAAUUCUACAACAAGUGGUUUGAGUAAUUCAUAUGGAAUAGGAGGGAUUGGAACUUCUUCUCCUUCAAUAAUAGAUGAUUAUCAUAAUUCAGAAUAUUUAUAUUAUCAACAAAGAUUAUUAAGAGAACAACGACAACAUCAAGAUCAUUUACCUUAUAGUCAUCAUAAUAAUAAUCUUCAUAAUCAUCAUUUACUUCACUCUACUCUCCCUCAUCAUAAUCUUGGUGAAAAUAUAAUUGAUAAUUUUGAUAAUGUUGAUUCAUUUGAGUCUAUGAUGAUAUCAGAAGAUGUUGAAGAAGCAUCAUCAAUAAAGAAACAUGAUACAGACGCACAAUUACAUAUUUCAAUAGAUUAUAAGGGAGAUAUGAGAAUGGUUAUUACUACAGAAUUAUAUAUGAAUUAUCCUAGUAUGAUGUUUAUGAGUUUACCAAUUAGAUUAACUAUAACUGGAUUUGAGUUUUCUGCUACUGCAGUAAUUGCAUAUUUAAAGCGUAGAAUUAACUUUUGUUUUUUGGAACCAAAGAAUCCAGAAGAAAGGUGA